Molecule: messenger RNA, 555 nt
Organism: Babesia ovata
Lineage: Eukaryota; Apicomplexa; Aconoidasida; Piroplasmida; Babesiidae
Product: 60S ribosomal protein
Exons: 1
Coding region: 1-555 (184 amino acids)
Biological process (GO): ribosomal large subunit assembly; cytoplasmic translation
Cellular component (GO): cytosolic large ribosomal subunit; ribosome
Molecular function (GO): RNA binding; structural constituent of ribosome
Source: RefSeq, a predicted model, not a curated record
AUGAAGACUGGGCGCACGCCUGCGAGCCUUCCUAAGAUCAGGCCCACCCUCAAACCCGGCGCCGUUCUCAUCCUCCUCAGCGGGAGCUACAAGGGGAAGCGCGUCAUCCUCCUCAAGGUGUUCAAGGAGAGCGGUCUCCUCUUGGUCACUGGGCCGUUCCUUUUCAACGGUGUGCCGCUCAGGAGGGUCAACCCGCGCUACGUGAUUGCGACCUCCACCAACAUUUUCGAAAUGGAAGAGGUCGGAGGUGCGCGUUGCCAGGCCGCCGUUGAGGAGGCCGUUGCGUCCCUCACCGACAAAUCGUUCGGAAAGACCAAGGAAACCAGGAUGGCGGAAUUCAAGGAACGCAAGAAGCGCAACAAGGGCGCCAUGUUCGUCGACAACGCCGACGCCGAAAAGGUAGCUGAGGAAACCAAGUUGAUGAUAAAGGAAAAGCAAGACAAGGUUGACGGUGUGCUCGCCCCCUUCCUCAAAAACUCACCAAUACUCUGCCAGUACCUCAAGACGAGGUUCACGCUCCGCAGCGGCAUGUACCCGCACAAGCUGAAGUUCUGA